This is a messenger RNA of Cuscuta epithymum, 3232 nucleotides long. Lineage: Eukaryota; Viridiplantae; Streptophyta; Magnoliopsida; Solanales; Convolvulaceae. The record is from the annotation of a GenBank genome assembly.
AUUUAUCUCCGCCACCUUCUUUAUAUCCUUUCUACCUCCCACAUCCCCACUAUAUCCUCAUCCAUCGCCAGGUUUACCAGUGAUUGAUGAUGAUGAAGGACGAAUGGCUAACGGCCGCGAUGACGGAUGACGCGGUGGUGGUGGAACUUUUGUUCUCCCUCAAGCGCUCGUCGGAAAAGUGCACGCCGCCGCGACCGCAGCUGCAUCCGGACGGGAUUAAGUUAUUUCACAAGCGGUUUCCUUCUCCGGGCAAUUGGGGUCACCGCCAGCCAAGAUCAAAACCGGCGGCGACGGUCAGCCGCAAGGAGUCUGGCUCUGGAGCUGACGCGAGGUACAGUCCUACAACUCCGCUCUCGUGGAGUGGCGCCGCAGCUUCACCCAGCGACGGCGGCUAUGACGUGUCCAGCCAUCUUCCGUCUUCUUCUGAUCUAACCUCCUCCUUCAGAUCCAAGGUUUUGUGUAACUGUUUCCGCUUUCCUCGCUUUCCAAUUUUCUCCAAUACCGUCAUUCAGAGAAUUAUUUCCUUCUAUAUACGAAGUAUAUAUUCGUUUUCAUUAAUUAAUAAAUCAGUGAGUUAAAUUGAAUGAAUAUCCUCUUCUCAAAUGCCCUCUCCGAAGCUUCGGAUCUGGGGAAAUUUCCAAUGUAAGCGUGUUUCAAGUGCCUCGAGCUCUGUCUCUCUCCUCUGGGCUGUAAUAAUCCAUUCUCUUCAUCGGGAAAUAAACCUAUACUUUUUUUUACCUAAUUAAAUACAGUAUAACAACAAUGCUUUUUAAACAAAACGGGUCAAUGAUACUCCGUACUUUUUUUUUUGAGUAAAUAGUGGAUCACCUAAUUCAAUGGGUAGGGUCGUAAAAGAGAAAUUAAUGAAGGGGUCACAUAGCUGCAUGUAGGUAUGGGCCCCGCACUCGCCGCCGCGGAGUUGGGAGUCGCCGUCGUAACCGCGGCCUCAUGGACUUAUCAUGUGGCUUCUCCUUGAUUCCAUCUGUUCUUUUGUCAGGAGGCGGGCCAGACCUGUAAUUAUCUUUGGUGAUGUGUAUUGCGGGUUCUGCUUUUUUAUUUUUUUGACCUUUUCAAGUUGUCAUCUCUUUCAUGUUUUUUAAAAUGUUUUUUUCCGGAUUUGUUUAUUGGGGUAGAGUGUUAGUGUGUUACUCUUUAUUUUCACUUUUCCCUUUUCAUACAUGAUACAUCCCUAUUAUUAUCCCUCUAAUUACUACCAGUUUUGCUAUUUUUAAACAGUGUAAAGUGAAAGAGGAAUAUAGAUAAGGACAGGGGAAUAAAAGCUAUGGAGUACUAUUUUUAGACAGACUGGUUUUCUUAUGUUAUUUUAAGAAAACAUUAGAAAAAAGUUACUUUUAAUACUCCGUAUUUUGUUUUCUUUGAUUGGAGUAGAUGCUGCGGAAAGAACUUACGAAGUAUUUUGAGAAUCUUGUAUGGAUUUAUUUUCAAAAAUAUCAGAAAAAGUUCAUUUGUAAAGAAAUAAAUGUCAAAACGGGAAAAUAUAAACAAUGUUUUUAAAAAAAUUAACCAGUGCUCAUAUGAGAAAAACAUUCCCGAUAAAAUAGGCUUUCCCAAACGUUAUGAUUUUUGGAGUUUUGUUGAAUGAUUUAUUGACAAAUCUGGGUCCAUAUAAUAAUAGGAAACCUUUUUUGUUUUGUUUUGUAACUUGAUCAUGAUUCUUGUAGGUAGAUCUACCACGUCAGUGAUACACAAAUGUUUUGUUGGGCUUUGUGUCUAUCCCUUGGGCUCGAAGGGUAGUCCUUCUAUCGAAUCUUUGAGCCCACACUGUUGUGCCUCUUGAGCAGUUUAGUUGGUUACUGGGGGUAACAUCAUACCAAUAAAGCACAUAUUAUGUUCUUGACACUACAGCAACAGCAUGAGUUUUACACCUAAAUAUAAAAUGGUGUGUUUCGUGUGGGAACUGGGCAUUUACCCUCCCAUCUAAGGGUACAUAGAUCAGGUUGUAAGGUCAAGAGGCAAGGGAUUUUGCCUAUUUAACCAACAUUAACACUUUUUCCUUUUAAGAUUUUUUAAGUUUGUAUGAUUUCUCUCUUUUCUGUAUGAGUUUCAAUGACACAGUUAUCACCUUUUUAAUCACUGUGUUUAGUCAUAUCAUGAUUAAUUUUGGAUGGAUAAAGUACUAAAUUUGGUAGUGUGAUGAAUUCAAACUGUGUCCAAGCAGGCUCCUUAGGAAUUAUAAGUUUAAUGUGCAUAUCAUGAAUGGACAAUUAUAUUUGCACAAACUGUAACGUGUAAUCAGAUGUAUGUACAUUUGGUUGGUAUCACUUUUGUUUCUGCUUACCUAUUUCGGUCAUGUUCGCAUUUUAGAUUGGGAUUAACGUAAAAUCAUCUUUCUUAUCAUCUUUAACACAUGGUGCAGUGGCUAAUUUUACUAAUAGAUCAAGUCUGCUCAUGUGCUCACUUGCAGGUUGCUUUUACUAAUGUAACCAGCUAUGUUGGAAAAUCUAUCAGUGGUUUUAGAAAGAGAAAGGCAUUCCUUAUGGAUGAAGAAAACUCGAUUCUUAAGGGAAAGAAUCUGGCACCUCUUUGUGGGAUCCUUAAUCAACAAAAAGACAGCAUAGGAGACAUGAAGAGGAUCAAGCAAUCAGUUGGUGAUAUAGAUGUCGGAGGGCCCCACAUGCGCGCAUUACCAUCUGCUGUUACACAUUCAGCUCUGCCUAGACACACAGUAGUAGAUAAUGACCUUGUACUAAUGAGGCAGAAGUCAGUUGAGACGCGGGGCAGAGGCUUCAUCCUUCCAGAUCUAAACACGGCUCCUAUGGAAGAUGAUACAGACCUGGGGUGGAACUAAUAAAGCAUAAAUCUUCAGAGAAAAAUAACUGCUGUUUCUAUUCUUCGGAGGGUCAUUAGGAUGGCGAUGAUCAUGGGAUGGUCUGCAGAUUGCUUGCAAUCACAGAGGAGCUGUUUGAAGAUGGCAGUAGAUCACUGCAAGCCCCUCCACGUUUGGAGGUUUUGUAGUGUAGUACAUCAGUAUAGUGUAGAGAAGAUAUUGACGGCUAGUAUGUAGAAAAAUCUUGAUAAUUUGUUUAUUGAUAUCUUGUUGCAAUUUAAAGAGACAUGAAAUUAAAGUGAAACAAAAUGGUAGAAAAUUCCCCUACCAUUUCUCCUUUGCCAUUUACUCAUCUGAGUACGAUUCUUCCUAGCACCGAAGUUCCAUCUUAUAUGAAUUCGUACAUAAAGUGCUUUGAAACUAUUACAUCAUAUUGUGGCGUCA